Molecule: messenger RNA, 3490 nt
Organism: Myripristis murdjan (pinecone soldierfish)
Lineage: Eukaryota; Metazoa; Chordata; Actinopteri; Holocentriformes; Holocentridae
Gene: tspan5a
Product: tetraspanin 5a
Exons: 11
Coding region: 368-1243 (291 amino acids)
Cellular component (GO): plasma membrane
Source: RefSeq, a predicted model, not a curated record
UGCCGCCUCCUAAGGACGCAAUUUGGACAGAGACCGGAUGAUAGGCUCCAUAUGUAUGUAGAUAGAUAUAGUUUUUUGUUUUUUGUUUUUUUUUAAAUUCUGCGAUUUAACGUUUCAACCUCAGUUUAUCUGGCCGAUUUGGAGAGGAGGGGGGGUCUGUGAACGCAUCUCGCGAUAUUCAGCAUGUGUGUUUGUGGAUCGGCAGCGGUUGAAAUGUAACGGAGCCAACUGAAAUGCAUCUCCUGGGCGCUGAACCUGCUCCAUCCCGCACACAAAGCCUCUGAAGCAGGCCUUGUGUUUUCUUUCUUUCUUUCUUUCUUUUUUUUUUUUUACUCUCACAGACACGCUGUGCUGAUGAUGCUCAAACAUGUCGGGGAAUCAAUACAAAGGCCACGAAGUCAGCUGUUGCAUCAAAUAUUUCAUUUUCGGAUUCAACAUUCUGUUUUGGCUGCUGGGCAUGGCCUUGGUUGGAAUCGGGCUGUGGGCAUGGAGUGAGAAGGGUGUCCUAUCCAACAUCUCGUCCAUCACAGACCUUGGGGGUUUGGACCCAGUCUGGCUCUUCAUGGUGGUCGGGGGGGUCAUGUUCAUCCUGGGCUUCGCCGGAUGCAUCGGAGCGCUGCGAGAAAACACGUUCCUCCUGAAGUUUUUCUCUGUGUUUCUGGGAAUCAUCUUUUUCUUGGAGCUCACUACCGGAGUCCUGGCGUUUGUCUUCAAGGACUGGAUCAAAGACCAGCUGAACUUAUUCAUCAACAACAACAUCCGGGCGUACCGGGACGACAUCGAUCUCCAAAACCUCAUAGACUUCACUCAGGAAUACUGGGAGUGCUGUGGUGCGUUCGGGGCCGAUGACUGGAACCUCAACAUCUAUUUUAACUGUACUGACGGGAAUCCCAGUAGGGAAAAGUGCGGCGUUCCUUUCUCCUGCUGCACCAAAGACCCAGCGGAGGAUGUGAUAAACACACAGUGUGGUUAUGACAUUCGAGCUAAACCAGACUCGGAGCAGAAGGACUACAUCAACGUGAAAGGCUGUGUGCCGCAGUUUGAAAAGUGGCUGCAGGAUAACCUCACCUUAGUUGCCGGGAUAUUCAUCGGAGUUGCGCUAUUACAGAUUUUCGGGAUUUGCUUGGCCCAAAACUUAGUGAGCGACAUUGAGGCUGUGCGGGCAAGCUGGGUGCCCCCCCCUCUGUCCAUGCGCCGACUCCCACCUCACUGCAGCAAGAAAGCAUCGGCUUACUACUCAUGAGACACACACACACACAUAUGCUGUAUGUGUGUAUGCAGCCGGUGGGUUUUUUUUACUUAAUGAUGAAGCGGCAUUCACAUUCUAACAGCUCCAGGUGUCUGCAGCAUGCCUCCUUGAACAUUGUGAGGGAUCAUUCAGAAAGGAGUUCACUGAUCACCUGCACCAUUUGUUCACUGAACCAGCACCUUUCCAAUGCACUAACACGUGGAAGUCUCUGUAUAUAACACUGUGUGUGAAUAUUGUGAAGACAGGGGUGGGUGGAGAGGAUGGUUCUAGAUGCACUACAUUGCCUAUCAUCACACCACGCUCGAGUUUUGAUAGCUACACAGAGCAUAGAAGUUUUGAUACAUCUUUUUGAUAUUAGAUUGGUAUUUUUCACUGUGAAAAUUAAGCUCCGUCGCUAAAGUCAUUGUCUAGGACUGAUGAUAUAGUUAUAGGCUUAUAACAAAUUUGGAAUGGGGUAAACAAGAAACAGAGGAUGUUCUUGCGUCAUGUUCCCCUCCACUACUUGUCUGAGAGAAAUUUUAAAUCUGCUGCCGCCAGACUUCUGUUGGUUUUGUUCCAGCACUUUCUUAGCUGGAUAAAUUCCCUUUUUCUACCCACUGAAUAGUUUGUUUUUAUCAACAAAUCUGUUGAAGUGAUCUUUCACAAAAUUGUCAUUUCCAGUCGUAUUGUCAAACACCAAUGCAUAUUUUGUGAGUACUGUUGAGAUGGCUGUGAAGUAUGCUAAUUAUUUUCCAGAUACUAACCCAAAGUGAAAGAGGAAAGGAAUACAUUUCUAACCCAACCACUCAACUUAAAGAGUGACUACUCAGUUAACUUGCAAAGAGGGAUCGUCCUUAAUAAAUGGAUGCAGCAUUUUGCUUGUACAGUCUGAGUUCCCCUUUCUGAUUCAAGCAGUUUUAUGUCCUCAAUGUACUAUAAAGUGCUAUAGUUGGAUGUGUCACGACUGUAAUUCUUAUACCCAUGCAGGUCUUGAAGGUUCAGGGGUGAAAUCUGGUCAUUUCCAUCUCCAAAAAGUUUGAAGUUUGAGAAGUCUAGCCAAGUAAAGAAAACCACUGUUGAGUCCUGACACAAGUUAUGACUACUCAAUUUAUGUAGUUGGAGAGGUACUGUCAUUAUACCCAGGGUGGCAAAUUAAAUGCUUCCAGUUUUGAAUUGUUGUUAAUUUAAUUGCCCUUUAGCUGAGACCUAAACUCAGCAAAGCGAACAUCGUCAUACACUUUGCUCUUUCCCCUCAUCCUUUCUCCACCUUUUCUAAAAUGAUCUGUAAGGUUGCUAUGUUGUUUUCAUUGUUUGCUGUUCUUACAGCUUCUGCACGUCUUUUUACAUCACAGAACUAGAGCAUAUUUCAUUUAACCUGCCACUGUGUCUGGUGGAGUAAGAAAAUCUUGUCACCACUGUGAAUAUUUACCUGCAUUUGGCGAAUGCUGGGUGAUAAUUUGCCACCCUGAUUACACCUAUCGUGGUAAUUGUGCAGAAUCUCCAUGUACAAAGUGAUACGGCAUAGCUGUCAAUAUUGGCCAUGAGUUUACAUUAUACUGAACACCCACCAGAAUCUUUAAACCCAGUGCAGAAAGUGAAGACUGGAAAAAGUCUGGGAUUUUGGAAUUUCUGGAAUGGUCUGAUCAACAUCCCUGUUUGAGGGCUUUUCAACAGAUGCCUGCUGAAAGCAAGCAUCGCAAUUGGUCAUUUUGCCUGUUGUGCAGUAUUUAUUUUAUCAGUGUUUCCUUCAAUCUGUUCAAAUUACUAUUAUGGAGCUAAGGUGGGAUACAUUCCAAAAACUGAUAACUGUUUUGCUACUUGACAAGUGUUUGACAUCGUUUUUGAUAUUUUAUACUUGUGGUACAUUUGAUUUUAUAACUUCCAUGGUACAUUGUAAAGUAUUUCAAAUGCACUCAGUCCCAGUCGGCUGAGUGGUUACUUCUGACUACUGAAAUGGACUCAAGUUGUCACUUUAAUUUUCUACAUAUACAGUGUAUGUGUCAGGUGUUGGAGGUUUUAAAAUCCCAUGGUGAGGUGUUGGUACAGUAUGAACCCUAAAUCAUACACGGUCCUGUACGCCUCUCACUAAUCACUUCCUGUACCAUUUUCAUGAAAUUAGAUCAGGUCAUCCCGCAAAAAAAAAAAGAUGAAAACAUUUUAAUGUAACUACCUCCUCUCUAUUUCCUUGUCUUAUGUCCUGUAAAAUGUUGACUGACAUUUUAAUAUUAAUAUGACUUAAUAAAGGUGACAACAAAAGCAGUU